Messenger RNA from Pocillopora damicornis (cauliflower coral), 1774 nucleotides. Its product is annotated as BBSome complex assembly protein BBS10. Lineage: Eukaryota; Metazoa; Cnidaria; Anthozoa; Scleractinia; Pocilloporidae. Gene Ontology annotation, biological process: chaperone-mediated protein complex assembly. Gene Ontology annotation, molecular function: ATP-dependent protein folding chaperone; ATP binding. The record is from RefSeq and is a predicted model, not a curated record.
UUUCUAAUACGGGAGUUUUGGAUUUGACACAACGCUGGCCAAGGCUGUAGGGUAAGACGGCUCAAGUUCAAUAUGGCGGUCGCGGAAGAAGCCUUGAAAGUUUGUGAGACUUUGGAAAAGAUUUUGAAGGGAACAUUUGGACCGAACGGACACGACGUCAUGCUGAAUUCAUCUUCAGGAGAAAUACUUAUUACAAAUAAUGGUGCACUAAUUUUGAGGUCGUUGAAUUUAGAAAAUCCCAUCGGGCGAACUAUUGUCAACAAAAUUGUGUCCUUCUCCUCAAUCUCUGGAGACGGCGCAACAUCAUUCGUGUUGCUUUUAUCAUCAAUCCUACGGGAAGCCGUUUCCAUUACAGGAAUGAGAGAUAACUUUGAUCCCACUGAAACUUUAUCAAUCCACCGAGGAAAAACUUUAGCUGCAUUGUCUCGAGCUUUUUACAAACUUGAAUCAAGUUUACUUGAACAUGAAGUUGUUGUUUCAGUUCUGAACGGAAUCGCAAUAACUACAGACCUCGAGGCCGAGGAUUCCUCGCUUAUCAAAAAGAGAAUGAUUAGACUUCUCAUCACAACACUUAACGGAAAAUUCCCGACCAGUUUAGUUUCAAACUUUGUUGAACUUCUUUACCAGGUGGUGAUGGAGACUUGGAAAUCAUCAGCUAUUUCCCUGCAGGAUGCACUUUUACAUGUAAUUGACGAAUUCGGCCAGAUCUGUGUAGAGGUUCCUGGUGUUCCAAUUUCUUCUUCUCAUUUGAAGCCGGGAGUAAUAAUACCUCGUGGAUUUUCCAUCGAACAACAAGGAGUUCCCAAAACUUCUCAGGAGUUCAUGUUUGUUGUUAUGAACUGUAGUUUUGACUUCUUGGGACCACAGACAUCAUCAUCAAUUCAAAUAAAGGAUGAAACAUCUUUAGGUUUGAGUGUUGAGUGGAAAAGAAACCAAGUAAAAAAAGUAAUAACCAUGUUCAAUGAACAUAAAAUUAAAUUAAUUCUGUCCUCAGAGAAUGUGCCAGACUUUGCCUUGCAUUUCUGUAGGCAGUAUGGCAUUGCUGUUGUUAGCAGCAUUCCUCAGGAGUAUGUCAGGUAUAUUUGUAAGUGUACAGGAAUACUUGCCAUUAAUGAUGUUGGUGUGGUCAAUCUGUCAGAACUCUUUGUUGGAAAGGGUGUUUCAUGUGAUCUUCACACAAUAGGUCAUCAUAGAUUUGUCCAUCUUGAGUUGGAUUUAUCAAACUGCAAAUUCUCUCCAUGCAGCAUACUUCUUUGUUCUCCAGCACAAGGAUUAUGUAGGCAGUGUUACAUUGUUCUUCACCAUGCACUAAAAUGCAUCAAAAUGUCCUUUAGUGAAGAUGGAAAGAAGUUACUCUUUGUACCAGGUGCUGGUGCAUGUGAACUGGCCUUGAGCUUUUCUUUGAAAAAAAUUUCAAAUAGUGUAAAAGACUCAAAUUUAUCACUGGCUUUGGAAAUCCUGAGUAGUGCAUUGCGAGCCAUACCAAGGUUCCUCCAUCAAAAUUCGUUUUCCAUGUCUCAUCCAAAAGAAAAUUUCAUUCACUGUUUGAAUGAGAUGGAGAGGUCUUUGAAGGAUGAUGGAUUGUUGUUAGGGAUAGAUUCAAAGACAGGUAAAUCAGUAGAUCCUCAAGAAUGUGAAAUUUUUGAGCCUCUUCAAGGAAAACACCUGCUCUGGCAGAGUGUGUUACAGUGCACAUCACAACUUUUGAGGACAGAUAAGCUUAUUGGUGUAAGAAAAAUAGACAAUGGUGUGUGAGGAAUAAAAUAAAAUCUUA